AUGCGUUCUUCCCUCACAAUCCUCCCAAAAUGGCGAAGCGCUCCGCUAAAUCUCCUCUAUCGAACCAUCCACGGUAACCCGGCGCCGGCGUCUGCACCGCCGUCACACCUCCAAUCCCCUCGACAACAACGCCAGCGACGCACCCUCUUGACCCUCGCAAUCGAAACCUCAUGCGACGACACCUGCGUCGCCCUCCUCUCCAAGGGUCCCGGUCCCCUCGGCCGCGCGACCCUCUAUUUCCACCAAAAAAUAACCUCCGACAGCACAGCCUACGGCGGCGUCUACCCACCCAUCGCGCUGCGCUCCCACGACGCAUCUCUCGCGCCACUAAUCGCUGAAGCCCUCUCGUCUCUACCCUCAGCCGCUGAACAAGCUCGAAGUGACGAUGAAGACAAGUCGGCGAAAGGAGGAGGAGGGGGAAGAGGAGGGAAUGAUCUCAAGCGCGCAGGAUCAGCACCCAACAACAACACGCUCACAAUCGCCGGCACCCCGCGCCAGAAACCCGAUUUCGUGUCGGUGACCCGCGGCCCAGGCAUGUCUGCGAAUCUUGCCUGCGGGAUCUCGACGGCAAAAGGCCUCGCGACGGCCUGGCAGGUUCCCCUGCUGGCCGUGAACCACAUGCAAGCCCACGCCCUCACUCCGCGUCUCGUCUCCGCGCUGGCCCGCCAGGACUCGACGACGUCUCCCCUCUCCUCCACCACCGCGAUAAAACCAGAGUACCCCUUCCUCACUCUCCUAGUUUCCGGCGGUCACACCCAGCUGGUCCACUCCCGCUCUCUCACAUCCCACCGCAUACUCGCCUCCUCGAACAACAUCGCCGUCGGCGACGCCCUCGACAAGGCCGCGCGGCACAUCCUCCCGCCGGAUAUGCUGGCAUCCCACGGGGACGUCAUGUAUGGCGCCCUCCUCGAGCGCUUCGCCUUUCCCGACUCGUUCCCCCUGUCACCUCCUCCAUCAUCAAAAAAUUCCCAAGGCCAGCAUGACUACGACCACGACUAUGACUAUGAAUAUGCCCCACCCCUCCGCCGCGUCGAGGAAAUCGCGCCGUAUACCGCUCCCUCGCCCUACUCCUGGAUCCUCCAUCCACCCCUCUACGACUCUCGUGCCCUAUCCUACGACUUUAACGGUAUAGGCAGUGAGGUCCGCAAGAUCACCACCUCGAAAGGCGACUCCAUGUCUCUCGGAGAACGACGGACCCUCGCCCGCGCCACCAUGCGCCUCCUAUUCGAGCACUUGGCCACCCGUAUCUUCCUCGCCCUCGCCGCCGAGCCGGAGCUGAACGACGAACUGCAAACACUUGUCGUAAGCGGCGGGGUCGCGAGCAACCGCUUCCUCAUGCAUGUGCUGCGGAAGAUGCUUGACGUCCGCGGAUUCAAGCACGUGGAGCUCACGGUGCCUCCACCAGCGCUGUGUACGGACAACGCGGCCAUGAUUGCCUGGACAGGUAUGGAGAUGUACGAAGCCGGCUGGGAAAGCUCGCUUUCCGUACAUCCCGAGCGCAAGUGGUCGAUUGACCCGUCCGGCGAAGAGGGUGGGAUUCUGGGCGUCCCUGGAUGGAGAAGGAGACAACCUUAA
Molecule: messenger RNA, 1575 nt
Organism: Colletotrichum orchidophilum
Lineage: Eukaryota; Fungi; Ascomycota; Sordariomycetes; Glomerellales; Glomerellaceae
Product: glycoprotease
Exons: 1
Coding region: 1-1575 (524 amino acids)
Biological process (GO): mitochondrial tRNA threonylcarbamoyladenosine modification
Cellular component (GO): mitochondrion
Source: RefSeq, a predicted model, not a curated record